Mya arenaria is the source of this 1679-nucleotide messenger RNA. RefSeq names its product E3 ubiquitin-protein ligase TRIM7-like. Gene Ontology annotation, cellular component: chromatin; nucleoplasm. Gene Ontology annotation, molecular function: zinc ion binding; ubiquitin-protein transferase activity. Bases 160 to 1296 code for a protein of 378 amino acids. Gene Ontology annotation, biological process: positive regulation of DNA-templated transcription. NCBI's taxonomy places the organism in Eukaryota, Metazoa, Mollusca, Bivalvia, Myida, Myidae. The record is from RefSeq and is a predicted model, not a curated record. The transcript has a single exon.
GUUAUGACUUGACUAACUUCUGUAACAUAUUCAUAACACACCACAAAAUAAAGUGACUUACGUGGUUUCAUUUUAGAUGCAUGGACAUAGUUUACCGACUGAGUUCCUACCUAUUGGAGUAAAUUCGAUCUUGUGGGAUACUUAAACGCUGGAAAAAGUAUGGAGUCUGAUGCAGGGAACCUCGGACGGAGUUUUCUUAGAAGUAGCAUUUUGCAGAUGAACUUACAGUGUCCGAUAUGUCUUGAAACGUUCAACGAACCGAAACUACUUGCGUGUGGUCAUACAUUUUGCGCAGGGUGUAUACAGGACAUCAUAAAUCGAGCACCAAAUGACGGUGCUCGAAAAUCUACGAAAUGUAUAACUUGCCCGUCAUGCCGACAGGGAACGUCGCCGGCGGAUGGCCGUAAACCGCCGACGGAAUGGGCGCAGGGGCUCCAGACCAAUUACGCGCUUUUGUCCAUGAUUGAUGCAUUACAAGCUGCUCGAAGGCAAAGGGAGGAGGAACAGAAUGCUAAUCCCGAAGAAGGGCAUAGCAAUAUCGACGCUAGUAUUGCUAGUGAAGAGAUUAGCGAAAAUGACGACAUAGCGGCGAUAUAUGACGUCAUAGAAGUUCAGCGCGAACCGAGAAGUCAGGUAUCGCAAUGUUACGCACAUACGGGUAAUCGUCUAGAAUUCUUCUGCAAUGACCACAAACGCCUGCUCUGCAAGAUUUGUAAACGACAGCACAAUCAAAGAUGUCCUAUUAUACCAAUUCAUAUUAUCGUUGAGGGCAGGGAUGUAAGACGCGAAGGUGAGGACAUCCAAUAUGCCUUGAUUGACAUGCAGCGUCAACUUAGCGAAGCUCUUCAAGAAAUGACGACGAACGUGCAUCAAGUUAAAACAGAGUUUCAGACCUUUCAAAAACGUCUUGAGAGCAUGAAAGCUGAAAUGAAUGCUCUGAUCGACCAUCUUAUAGCAAAACUAAACGAAGAAGCAGCAUGUAAUGUUAUGAGAACAUUGAGAAAAUCAAUACAGGAGAACAAAAGUUUGCAACAGAUUCUAAGACUAGAGAGAAGCGAAGUAGAUAAUGUUUGGAUGGACCAGUCAGAACAAUUUAUUGCCCAAGAGCUAUUGAGAGGACAGCUGCAUCUUUUUGAAAACACUGUCAAGGCCGCUAUUGAAUCGUCGGAGAUCUUAGAAGUUAAACACUCUGGAAUCGAAGCUCUCGACGGAUUGAUAAAGGCGAAACAAUUUCUUUCGGAAGUUCAAACCAAAUCAAUAAAUCUAGUUCAGAGAAAACGAACAGCUACGUUCUAAUAUAGUCCAGUGGAAACCCGUUGGCUCGAACUCCCACUACCUCGAGCCUCGGAAAUUUCGAGCCAAGCGAAAAUGAUUAAAAAAUUAAAAAUAAUAAAUCGGUCCUGAACAUCCAAUUCGAGCCAUCGAUAAAUUCGAGAAAAGCGAUUUCGAGCCAACGUGAUUAACUGUAUUCACAUAUAUUCAUGGUAAAUAAAUUAGUGAGCAAAUUUGAGUAUAUGUAUGAACUGAAAGCAGUGUUUAAUUAUAACUUGAAAUCUUAAACGGAAUAACGAUCGUGGGCAUGUGUUGAGAACCAUUAUGAUCUGUACUGUAUUUCAAGAAAGGGAGAGAGAAAUUUAGUUGAUUGAAAUAUAUCUGGAUAUUUUUCUGUGCGUCAGUAA